CCCGCUCCAGAAUCGCGCUCUGGACCCCUCGUCCAUUAGUUCGCUGAGCGCGAAUGGGUGAGCUAGCGCGGCGUUCCUGCCCAAGGCGGUCAGGGGAGCGGCGCUGGGGCCCGGGACCCGCGCGGAGACUCCGCCCCGGAAUCCGAGAAGGCUCCCUUGAGCCGGGGUCGGAGCUGCGCCUGGAGGGGUCUCGGCCUAGGGAUGAUCAGGGUGGGCCGGGACACAGUCCUGGCCACGGGCAGGUCGCGUGCCAAGGCCACCAGGUGUGAGGGGUCGGGUGCGAAGCCCCAAGUCAGACGCGGGUGCGAAGGCUGCAGCUCUGCCCUCCGGGAUGGGGGUGGUCCUCUCACCCCACCUUGCCCCAAGAAGCAGGGAGCCCUGGGCGCCCCUGGCACUGGAGCCCGGGACCCGCCUCGCCUGAGCCCUGCGGAAGACCUCACGGUAGGUUCUUCGCCCCUUCACCUCCGGGCCUGGGCCUGGGCCAAGGCCGGGCUGGGGCGGGGCUGCGGCUUCAGGGCGCUGGGUCCCUGCCCCUUCCGUGCACCGCGCGGCUCCUCGCACCGCAGCGGCACCAGCGCCACCACGGACCGCCCCAGCGCCCGCCCGACGGCGUCCCGCCGCGCUUUAAGAGCCAGCCCCGCAGUCCAGCCCGAAGAGGCCAGACCAGCGAGACCACCCUGCGGGAGCAGUCCCAUGGCAGACCAGCUGGCCCUGGUGAUCGGGGGCACCAUCGGGGGGCUGCUGCUGCUGCUGUUGAUCGGGGCAAGCUGCUGUCUGUGGAGACGGUUCUGUGCCACCCUCACCUAUGAGGAGCUGCCUGGAACACCAGCCACGGCCACUGCAGCUGCCUCCAGUGGACAGCGGGACAGGCUCUGCCAGCCACAUGCUAGGACCCCACCAAGCAGGCCACCAGGUGUGCCAUUUGUGGUGCCCCCUUCCCUUCAAGGCCGAGACUGGGUGCCCCUCCACAGCGGAGAGUGGGCCCACACCCCAUGGGACCCCCGCCUGGCAUCAGAGCUGCUGCCUCACAACCCCAGCGGUGGCCUUGGAGAUGCAUGUAAGGUGGGGACCAUCAAUCCAGAGCUGUACAAGUUCUCAGAAGACAGCAGUGAGACCGAAUUCCCUGCCGGCUGCCUAGGGCGGCUGUGGUUCUCGGUGGAAUAUGAGCAGGAGGCCGAGCGGUUGCUGGUGGGCUUGAUCAAGGCACGGCAGCUACAAGCCCCCUCAGAGACCUGCAGCCCUCUGGUGAAGCUCUACCUGCUGCCUGAUGAGCGGCGCUUCCUCCAGUCCAAGACCAAACACAAAACCUGCAACCCGCAGUUUGACGAGCACUUCAUCUUCCAGGUGUCCAGCAAGACCGUUACCCAGAGGGUGCUGAAGUUCUCCAUCUACCAUGUGGACAGGCGGAGGAAGCAUCAGCUCCUGGGCCAGGUGCUGUUCCCCUUGAAUAAUGAGACCCUGGCAGGGGACUGCCGACACAUCAUCUGGAGAGACCUGGAGCCCGAGAGCCUGGAGCCCCCCUCAGAGUUUGGCGACCUCCAGUUCUGCCUCAGCUACAAUGACUACCUGAGCCGCCUGACGGUGGUGGUGCUGCGUGCCAAGGGCCUCCGGCUUCAGAAGGACAGGGGCGUUGUCAGUGUGUUUGUCAAAGUGUCUCUGAUGAACCACAACAAAUUUGUCAAGUGCAAGAAGACCUCAGCUGUGCUAGGCUCCAUCAAUCCUGUGUACAAUGAGACCUUCAGCUUCAAGGCCGACGCCACUGAGCUGGAUACCGCCAGCCUCAGCCUGACCGUGGUGCAGAACAUGGAAGGGGACACCACAGCCACAAGCAUGGACGUUUCAUUCAACCGCUCCCUGAGCUGCGAGGCCAGCCCGAGCCAGUGGGAUGUGAGUGCUGAUGUGCAGGAGAGAAGAGGGGACGAGGAAGCCCCAGCCCCGUCAUCAGACAUAUGCAGGGCAAGAAGUAUAUGGAUGCUUACCAUGAACCAGAGAGACCUGGCUGAGGUUGUCUCAAAUCCUGUCCACAUGGCAACUCCACAAGAAAGAUGCCCCUUAAAUUUCCAUAAAAGACCUUAUAAUCAGCGAGUCGAUUUCCACAAAAUAAAGUGCUAGAAUUUGAUUGGAUUUAAUUGAUUAUGUAGAACAAUUUGGGGCCAUUUGAAAUCUUUAAAAUCAUCUAUCUUCCUGUUCAUUAACAUGGUAUAUCACUUCUUUAAGUCUCUUGUACAUAUCUUAGAAUUAUUUUUGCGGUUUUCAGUAAAGUGUUCUUGCACAUCCUUCAUUAGAUUUAUUCUUAGGUGUUUUAUAUUUGUUUAUGGCUAGUAUAUACAGAUUCUGUUGCUAAAAAUCUAUGUUGACCUUGUUAUCCAGUGAGUGGCCUUGCAAUAUUCAUUUAAAUUAUAAUAAUUUACAGAUUUUUUUUUGUAUAAUCAUGUCCUCUGUGAAUGACAGUUUUCUUUCUUCCUUUCUUAAUCUUUAUGCUUUAUUUAUCUCUUGCCUACUUGCAGUAACCAAGCAACUGAACAAAAAAGAAAGAAAGAAAAGGAAUCCAGAUCGUAAAGGAAGAAGUAAAACUAUAUUUGCACAUGACAUAAUCUUAUGCAUGGAAAAUUCUAAAGGAUCCACACACAAAUAAAAACUACUAGAGCUAAUACAUUCAGAAAGGUUGCAAGAUACAAGAUUGGUAUCCAAAUUUCAGCCGCUAGGACCUCCAGCAGAAUGCUGACUAUAAGUAGUGAGAGUGGGUAUUCUUUUUUUUUUUUUUUUUUUUUUUUGAGACGGAGUUUCGCUCUUGUUACCCAGGCUGGAGUGCAAUGGCUCGAUCUCGGCUCACCGCAACCUCUGCCUCCUGAGUUCAGGCAAUUCUCCUGCCUCAGCCUCCUGAGUAGCUGGGAUUACAGGCACGCGCCACCAUGCCCAGCUAAUUUUUUGUAUUUGUAGUAGAGACGGGGUUUCACCAUGUUGACCAGGAUGGUCUCGAUCUGUUGACCUCGUGAUCCACCCACCUCGGCCUCCCAAAGUGCUGGGAUUACAGGCUUGAGCCACCGCGCCCGGCCUAUAGUGGGUAUUCUUGUCUCACUCACAAUCUCAGGGGCGGUGGGUGGGGCAUGGGGACAGCUGUCAAUAUUCAGCAUGAAGUAUGAUAGUUGCUAUAGGAUUUUUAAUGUGCUCAUGAACAUAUAUUCUCAAGCUGUUAAAAAGGUUUUUUAAAAAAUCACAAAUGAGGUUAAAUUUCUCUCAGAUACUUAUUCUGCACCUUUUGAAAUAAUUAUAUUUUUCUCCUUUAUUCUUUGGACGUGAUGACUUAUACUAAUUGACUGUUGAAUGUCAAACCAAACUUACAUUCUUGUAAUAGAAACUAGUGGGUUACGUGUUUGCGUGUGUAUGCAGGUUUAGACACAUAAACACAACAAUACUUGGACUUACUUAUUUAAAAUUUAGAUUUAUCAGAGAGAACAUGACCAUAAAAUAAAAUAAAAUUUAGAUUUAAGGUGGGCACAGUGGCUCACACCUGUUAUCCUAGCAUUUUGGAAGGCCACGGCAGGUAGAUUACCUGAGCUCAGAAAACUUGGUCUCUACAAAAAACACAACAUUAGCCAGAUGUGGUGGCAUACUCCUGUCGUCCCAGCUACUUGGGAGGCUGAGGCAGGAGUAUUGCUUGAGCCCAGGAAGUUAAGGUAGAAGUGCGUCGUGUGCACACCACUGCAGCCCGGCUGACAAAGCAAGACCCUGUCUCCAAAAAUUAAAUAAAUAAAUAAAUAAAAUGUAGAUUAAUUUGCUAUUAUAUUUUCCAGGGUUUUUGCAGUUAUGUUCAUGACAGACUUUCCUAUAAUAUUCUUAUCAUUCUGCUCUUGCACUUGAAAGAAUGCGCAUACUGCAGUUGUGUGCAGAUGUUAUGUGUAUUUCAACUGGGUCCAGUUUGCUAAUCAGAUUGGCCAAAUUAUCUACAUCUUUACUGAUAUUUUUGUUUGUUUUUCUGUAAAUUACUGAGAGAGGCUAAAACCUGCCACUAUUCUUAUGAAUUUGUUUAUUUUUCCUUUGAGUUGUGUCAGUUUUUCUUUUAUGCAUUCAGAGGCUGUUAUUAGGCUCCUACCCAUUUAAAAUGGACAUUUUCUGGUAGAGUGAACCCUUUAUUAUGUGAAAUGGCUUUCUCUACCAUUCACAAUCGUAUUUUUACACUUUUUUCCUUAAUUUGAAUUUUUUAAUGUUCUUACAAUGAUGUCACGUCUCUUGAAUAGAGUUGUUGUAAUCAAGUCUGUCAAUUUUUAUCUUUCGUGUAUUUCGUUCAUUUACAUUUAAUGUAACUACUGAUAUAGUUGUGUUCAUAAAUACCAUCUUACUAUUU
Molecule: messenger RNA, 4345 nt
Organism: Callithrix jacchus (white-tufted-ear marmoset)
Lineage: Eukaryota; Metazoa; Chordata; Mammalia; Primates; Cebidae
Gene: SYT15
Product: synaptotagmin-15
Biological process (GO): calcium-ion regulated exocytosis
Cellular component (GO): plasma membrane; exocytic vesicle
Molecular function (GO): clathrin binding; calcium ion binding; phosphatidylserine binding
Source: RefSeq, a predicted model, not a curated record